AUGGUGCGCUCCUCUCGUCCCUCAUCGCCUCCCUCGCCCUCGUCCCCGGACACUCACACCCACCCCCACACACCCGCCUCGCCUCUGCAGAGCUUCCAGGACCUCGAACGCGGCCUCGGCCAACGAGCUCCCCUCGUGCGAGACACCGGCAUCGACCCAGACGCCGACCUCGAGUUCAAGAAGCUCGCCCGCACCAUCGCCGUCCAGGUCCAGAAGGUCGCCGCCAACACGGCCGCCGUCGCCAAGUUCGUCGACCUCCUCGGCUUGUCAAAGGACAACCCGACCCUCCGCAACCGCCUUCACGACCUGACCGAGUCGACCCGCGAGGUCCUCAAGGGCUCGACGACCGACGUCAAGCGCCUCAACGACUGGAAGCUCCAGCCCGACGACCGCCACCACCGCCAGGAGCAGCAAAAAGUGUCGGCCGACUUUCAGCGCGCGCUCGAGCAGUUCCAGGUCGUGUCGCGCCGCAGCGCAGAGCGCCAGCGCCUCUUUGUCGAGCGGCAGCGCGCCACCGUCGAGGCGGCCGACGCAGUUGCGCUACCCAACGACGCCGGCGAGUCGGGCCAGCUCCUCGAGCUUCAGCCGCAAGACCAGCUCGCCGACGCCGACCUCGACUUUCAAGAGCAGCUCAUCCAGGAGCGCGAGGGCGAGAUUGAGCAGAUCGAGCAGGGCAUCACCGAGCUCAACCAGAUCUUCAAGGACCUCGGCCAGAUCGUCGGCGAGCAGCAGAGCAUGAUCGACAACAUCGAGACGAACGUCAUCUCGGUCGCGCGCGACACGCACGGCGCGUCGACGCAGCUCACCGAGGCGCACGCCUACCAGCGCAAGGCCGGCCGCCGCAUGUUCUGCCUCCUCCUCGUCUUCCUCCUCGUCUUGACCGUCGUCCUCCUCGCCGUCCUCUCCUAGCUCGCCU
Molecule: messenger RNA, 916 nt
Organism: Rhodotorula graminis WP1
Lineage: Eukaryota; Fungi; Basidiomycota; Microbotryomycetes; Sporidiobolales; Sporidiobolaceae
Exons: 8
Coding region: 1-909 (302 amino acids)
Biological process (GO): Golgi to vacuole transport; intracellular protein transport; vesicle fusion
Cellular component (GO): membrane; endomembrane system; SNARE complex
Molecular function (GO): SNAP receptor activity; SNARE binding
Source: RefSeq, a predicted model, not a curated record